Misgurnus anguillicaudatus (oriental weatherfish) is the source of this 3306-nucleotide messenger RNA. The record is from RefSeq and is a predicted model, not a curated record. NCBI's taxonomy places the organism in Eukaryota, Metazoa, Chordata, Actinopteri, Cypriniformes, Cobitidae.
ACCAUACCAAGUUUGGCAUCUUUUAGGGCAGAGGAAUAACGUUACACUGCUUCUUUAGAAGAUAAUCAUAAAGUCAGUGUUAACUAAAACUUUCAAUAAUACAGCCGAGAUUUAAUGGGAAUAACAAAUGAUUUAAUUAUGAACACAAGCUCGUGACUGCGUGGCGUUGAGGCGGGACCGCGUCUGGACAAAAAUAGGCAGAGGGAGAGAGAGAGAGAGAUUUUUACACUGUUAUCCAAGACCAUUUUAAACGGCUAUCCCCUGGAGACUUUUACACUGUUAUUGAAAGGACAUUUUGACACCUUUAUCCAGGAAUAUGUCUGACUUUGUUUGUGUUUUCUAAUGAGGAGUUUGGAUCCACUGGGCGCUGGAAAAUGGAUCAGUCCGUGGCAAUACAAGAGACUUUGGCUAAAGGAGAAAACUGCAUUAUAGCUGUGCAGUGUGAGUCAAUGCUGGAUACUGUGAGUGAGAGCAGACUGCUUGGGCUCGUGCGGCACAACAAUGAACAUGCGUUAUUCAUAUAUUCUCACAUAAGAAUGGCCAUCACUGGUGAGGACGUUACACUGGAGGACAUCAUUCCCAUUUCUUAUGACUUUUCGGUUGUUGAAGUUUCAUCUCCAGAUGAGCUUGCUGUUGUCGGUGCAGAUACUCGUGUGCGAGUUACUUAUUUCGAUGAAGAGUUGGAGCUGAGGUUGCCUUUUGGUUCUCAAACUCGUCUCUUCCUCGUUGAAGUCAAUCGGGCAUGGAGUGAUGUCUGUGAGCAGUAUCCGAAGGUAGAGCCAAAGUUUGAUUGGCUCAACAAAUACAGAAAGGUGUCAAAAGGGGCAAAAUCUCUAAAAAAAUCUCUUACUUCAAGAUCCUCCAUGCCGAGUCAAAUGAAGAGAUCUGACAGAUCACACGCAGGUGACAACAGCCGACAGCAUAAAGAGCUCCAGAAGACCAGAGGAGACGAUGUGCCUGACAGUCAAGAGCGAGUGAGAGAUGACCUCAUCCGAUUGUCUCAACCCGUUCUGUCAAAUAAAGACCAGAUGCUGGCAAUGCCACAGUUCGGCCUGCGAGACAACCUUAUCAAAUGUGAGCUGCUUAAAAAUGAGGACGCCUACACCUACAUCCAGAACUACAGCUUUUUUCUGGGCACCUACAAUGUAAAUGGUCAAAAUCCAAAGGAAAGUCUUAUUCCAUGGCUGGGAUCCACCGCAAAUCCUCCAGACUUUUAUCUUCUGGGGUUUCAGGAGUUGGACCUCAGUAAAGAAGCGUUCCUCUUCAACGACACCCCUAAAGAACCUGAAUGGAUGUUAGCCGUCUACAAGGGCCUCCAUCCAGAUGCCAAGUACGCUUUAGUGAAAGUGGUUCGGCUGGUGGGCAUCAUGUUGGUGAUGUACGUGAAGGCGGAGCAUGCAGCGCACAUCUCUGAGGUGCAGACGGAGAGCGUCGGCACGGGUGUCAUGAGCCGAUUGGGCAAUAAAGGUGCUGUGGCCGUUCGCUUCCGCUUCCAUAACUCGGACAUCUGUGUUGUGAAUUCUCACCUGGCUGCGCACACAGAAGAGUUUGAAAGACGCAAUCAGGACUUCAAGGACAUUUGCCGGAGGCUGCAGUUUGAACAGCUGGACCCGAGCCUUCCACCUCUCACUAUCAUGAAACACAAUAUCGUAUUGUGGCUGGGAGAUCUAAACUACAGAAUAAGUGAUCUUGAAGUAGAUCAUGUGAAGGACCUAAUAGCUAAAAAGGAUUUUGAGACCCUUUACAAUCAUGACCAGCUAAAGAGACAGAUGGAUGAAGAGGCUGUGUUUGUGGGCUUCACAGAGGGGGAGAUUGAUUUCCAGCCCACUUAUAAAUAUAACACCGGCUCAGAUCAGUGGGACACAAGUGAGAAGUGCAGAGUACCAGCGUGGUGUGACCGCAUCCUGUGGAGGGGAAAGAACAUUAAACCGCUUCAUUAUGAGAGUCACAUGACCCUAAAGACCAGUGACCACAAACCUGUCAGCUCUCUUAUGGAGAUCGGGAUCAAGGUGGUGCACGAGGAGUCCUACAAGAAAACAUUUGAGGAUAUUGUUCGGCAUAUUGACAAACUGGAGAAUGAUUGUAUUCCUUCAGUGACUGUCUCGCAGACUGAGUUUUAUUUCAAGGAUGUGAAGUUUAUGCAGCAUCAGGCACAUACGGUGACCGUUUACAAUGAGGGCCAGGUGCCGUGUCAGUUUGAGUUCAUUCGGAAGUUAGAUGAACCUGCGUACAGUAAACCCUGGUUGACAGCAAACCCAGCUAAAGGCUUCCUGGCCCAGGGUGCCAGUGUGGACAUCGACCUGGAGGUGUUUGUGAACCGUACCACAGCCCCAGAGCUGAACACAGGCCAGGAGACACUUGAAGACAUCUUGAUUCUUCAUCUGGAGAGGGGUAAAGACUACUUCAUCUCGGUCACAGGCUCCUAUCUACCCAGCUGUUUCGGCUCUUCGCUCGGUACCCUGUGUCUGCUGAGAGAACCUAUACAGGACAUGUCAAUGGACACCAUCAGAGACCUGUCUCUGAAGUCAAAUAGUCAACUGAACGAAUCUGAAGCUGAGAAACCUCAAGAAAUCCCAAAGGAAAUAUGGAUGAUGGUCGAACAUCUCUACCGUAAUGCAAAAAAACAGGAAGAUCUCUUUCAACAGCCCGGCCUCCGCAGCGAGUUUGAAGAGAUUCGGGAUUGUCUGGACACCUGCUGCUUAGACACUCUUCCGGGGAGUAAUCAUUCAGUGGCUGAAGCCCUCCUCCUGUUCCUGGAUGCUCUUCCUGAACCUGUCAUCCCUUUCUCUUUCUAUCAGCAGUGCUUGGACAGCUGCUCAGACAGCGCUCAUUGUAAACAGCUUAUUGCUAUGCUACCUCAGUGCCAUAAAAAUGUUUUUAACUAUUUAGUGGCUUUUCUUCAAGAACUGUUGAAGUACUCUGCACAUAAUCGCCUGGAUUUAAGUAUUUUAGCCCCAGUUUUUGCUGGCCUUUUGCUUAGAUCACCCACAAAGCAAGAUCUUAUAGAGAAAAGGAAGGCGAAGGAGUUUUUUCAGCAUUUCUUAGUUGAGAUGCCCUCUGUCGGUGAUAUUCAUGAGAAAUUACCUGAAUAAUGUACUGCAUCAAUUCAGACAAAUACUUUUUUUACAAUUAUGUUCAUAGACCUUGUAGUUGCCUUUUAAUUCAAAGCAUUUUAAACAAAUAGGUUUUAUUUUAAAACCAGAUGGGGGACUAAUUGUUUGAGAUAUAGUGACUAUUUAAUGAAACAUGUUUUUAAUGUUUGUAAAUACAACUGUUUGUAUAUUAAAUAUGAAUCGAAUUAUAACA